Messenger RNA from Thlaspi arvense, 648 nucleotides. The record is from the annotation of a GenBank genome assembly. NCBI's taxonomy places the organism in Eukaryota, Viridiplantae, Streptophyta, Magnoliopsida, Brassicales, Brassicaceae.
AGACUACUUGUUAACAACAACAAAGUAACAAAAGUGAACCCGUCUUCUCUACAAACUUAUGUCUGUCUCUUUUUCCUCUUCGACUCAGAAAUUUUAUGUGUUUCUGAGUUUCCGAGGUCAGGAAACCCGAAGAACCUUUGUGAGCCAUCUUCGCUAGGCAUCACAACUCUUGAAGAUGAAAACGAGUUGAGAGGAGCCGAACCGGAUCCUUCUGUCGUCGAUCAGACUAUUGGAGAGUCAAAAGUGGUCGUUGUUUUAAUUUCGGAGAAGUAUGCCUCCUCGCCUUUGUGCCUGCGAAGCCUCGUUAGGAUUCUGGGAUUUUACCACUCGGGUUCCCUCCAUGUAAUACCAGUCUUCUAUGAUAUUGAACCUUGUGAUGUAAGAAAACAGAGUGGGAAACUAUGGGAACCAUUCUCGUUACACGAGAGAGAACAUCCUGCGAAUGUGCAAACAUGGAGGCAAACACUUUCCCAACUAGCCGACAUUCCCACAUGCCAAUUUGGGGCACACGUGGCAUCGGCAAGAGUGCGUUUGCAAGUUACCUCUAUGAAGAGAUCUCGCACCAUUUUGAUAUCCAUGUCUGGCAAGAUAUUUUUCAACUACGUCCUAGAGAUGAUUUUAGCCUCUACUACUAUAACCGAGAUUUGA